UACUACCUAGUAUACAUGUUUCGUAAGAUGUUGAAGUAGUAGGACAAUGGGGGCUAAGGUUUAAAAGGAUUUUAGAGAUGAGAUGAGGGUUUUGCUAUGGUCCAUUCAUGACGCCAAAAUCUUUACCCACAUUUGAUAUCGACAUGGCCUCUCGUCUGAUGAAUACACCAUCCAUUUUCCUUCAUUCUGCAUCUCCUGCUAUUUCUCUUUCUCAUUUCCCUGUUCGGCGGGGUCUCUGUCAUUCCGUAGCCAUGUCCUCUUCUUCACUCACGCUUUCAUUAGCUGUCCCCACUCAUUGCAUGCCCGUGGAAUUGAGAUGGAAGCGCUCCAGCGUUGCAUUUCGUCCUUUGGCGAGAUUCGAACCUCGGCUCUACUCGACGCUAGGACUGUUCGAAUUGAUAAAGAGAGAGGUCAAAGCCAUGCAAUUGAACGCAAACCGUGUUCGUUCUACUCCCAGGAACGUGUUGUCUAGCAAAGAGGAGGUUUUACUCAACACAGAGAUCAAAAAACAUGAUUUAGAGAAAGGAAUUUUGUUGGAGUUUCAGAAGGAUUCCAACAAGACACUUUUGGCAGUUGUACAAAAGCCAGAUGGGAAGAAAAAUUGGAUGGUUUCUGAUCAGAAUGGAGUAACUUUUUCCAUAAAGCCACAACAGAUUAAAUAUAUCAUUCCAGGCACCAAAGACUUCGAGCCUGCAGAUAUUGCUGAUUUUCUUCACAGAGCUAAACAUCUUUUGGACCCUUCACUUCUAGAGUGUGCGUGGGAAGAACUCUUGGAAAACGAACAAAUAGUCAAUGCAGAAGGAUUAGCAGAGAUAAUCUAUGGUAAAACCGACCCUUUGGAAAGCUACUGUGCUCAUGUCUUGUUAUCACAAGAUGAAGUUCAUUUCAAGGUUCGGGAGUCGAAAGGUUAUUCUUCUGUAUAUGAACCACGAUCUUUAUCACAGGUGGACGAACUUAGCCAAAGAAAAGAAGCCAAAGAGUCUUAUCAGAGAGAAUUGGAGGCCUUUAUAUGUGUUCUGAAAUCUGCCAAAGAACAACCUAUUCAUGCCAAACCUUCAAAAUACUCUUGGCAGGCAGAUGAUAAAAUUCAACAUCGAAUAGAAGCUCUUGAAGCUUUUGCUUUGGAUGCUUGCAAAUCUGAUGAGCAAAAGAGAACUGCUACUGAGGUAUUGAAGGCUUUGGGGAUUCCAAGGUUCUCAUCUUCUGCGGUAGACCUAUUGAUAAACAUUGGUUACUUUCCUGUCCAUGUCAAUCUCGAGCUUUUGAAAUUUGAAAUCCCUACAAAACAUUCAGAUGAAGUUCUUUCUCUAGUCAGUGAUAUCCUGGAGCAUUCUCUUCCUGAUCAAGAUGAGCACUUUCGGAAGGAUCUUACAUAUUUGAAAGUUUAUGCAAUUGAUGUAGAUGAAGCUGAUGAGCUAGAUGAUGCACUGAGUGCAGAAAAGCUACCAGAUGGCCGCAUAAAAGUUUGGAUACAUGUUGCUGAUGCAACACGUUGGGUGGAUCACAAUAGUAUAUUAAUCAAAGAGGCAAAGUCCAGAGCAACAUCUGUUUUCUUACCUACAGAAACCAUUCCCAUGUUUCCCUUAAAACUUGCUAUGGAAAAGAUGAGCCUCAAACAGGGCAUUGUUUGUAAUACAGUUAGCAUAUCAGUUGUUCUGAAUGAGGAUGGAAGUAUUGCAGAACAUAACAUAGAGGUCGCUACAAUUAGACCUACAUAUAUGAUGACUUAUGAUGAAGCAUCAGAGUUACUUUUCUUGGGCAUUGAAGAGGAACCAGAAUUGGGAUUGCUUUCUGAAGCUGCUGUUCUCCGUUUGAAAUGGCGACUUAAACAGGGAGCUAUUGAUACACCAAUGAUAGAUGCACGAGUCAAAGUUCCCAAUCCAGAUGAUCCAGAGCCUAUUAUCAACUUAUACCUUCAUGAUCCAACAAGUCCGGCAAUGAGACUUGUUUCAGAAAUGAUGAUAAUGUGUGGGGAGGCUAUUGCAAAAUUUGGGGGAGAGCAUGGCAUUCCUCUUCCUUAUAGAGGACAGUCGCAAUCUAGUCUAGCUGCUGCUUCCUUAUCCUAUCUACCAGAGGGACCUGCACGAAGCUCAGCUUAUGUUAGGUCAAUGCGUCGAGUGGAAAUGGACUUCAGGAGGCCUAUUCCUCAUGGAAGUUUGCGUGUCCCUGGAUAUGUACAGUUCACAUCACCAAUUCGACGCUAUGUUGAUCUUCUUGCUCACUAUCAGGUGAAGGCUCAUUUGAGAGGAGAAAUGCCCCCCUUCACAAGUACUCAGUUGGAGGGAAUUAUGCCUACGAUUAAUAUGCAAGUACGAAUUUCUAGGAGGAUAUGUAACAAUAGUGUUCGUUAUUGGAUUUUGGAGUACCUCCGAAGGCAACCUAAGGGGAAGGAAUUUCGUGCUUUGAUUCUUAGAUUUGUGAAAGAUAAAAUUGCAACAUUACUUCUUCUGGAGGUAGGAAUUCAAGGGUCUGUGGAGGUCUAUUCAGGGGCUCAAGUUGGAGAUGAAAUAAUGAUAUGCGUGCUUGAGGCUCAUCCUCGAAAGGACACAUUGUCCUUUGAGGAAGUAAACACAUUAUGACUCUUGUCCAUCUAUGCAUACCCUGUACUCUCAACUUCUUAAUAUGAAAGUGCUCUGUAAUUCUUAUAAUACAUCCAACUUCAGGUGUCAAUGCAUCUCCAAUCCUUAAUGUUCUAGAUAUUUCUCUAAUCUGGAUAUAUUUCAGUCAUUAAAUUCCAGGAUUCAUGUGAUCAAGAUUUAAGGAGAGUUUGGUGGUACUUGGGCAUCCUCAAGUUUUCUCCUGUUCAAAUUUCAUGAGUGCAUUCAUGGUUGAGUUUCUCCCAGAGUCAAAGACUACUGUUCCAAGUUCAACUUUGAAAAGUUUGCAGCUUUGAUUAGUUGGAUUGAUACGAAGCCUUACAAUUUCCCUUCGCACAUUACACAAAGCAGAGGGUUGAGGUUACUAAUGGAAAGCAUCUGCAUGUCUGAAGAUAGAAACAAGCUGUGGCAUACACUGACAAAAUUUGGUGUUUGAAGAAUUUUUAUAUUGAAAUCUUAUGAACUCCUACCCCAUCACCUUCUGUUACCUUCCAAUGAGUUAGAUCGUGCAUGAUCUUCUAAACUGGAUCUUGAUCUGGCAGUCAAGAUUGAAGCUUCUUGCAUUGGUGGGUAGAUUUAGCAUCUGUCUUGUACCAAAGAUGGAAUAUGCUGAUUCUGGUAUAUCUUGAGCAUGUCAUUAUGCUAGAAGAUUUUCUAUACCAGAUGGCCCCUUUCUCUUGGCCUUGGUGGCUUCUUUCACAAUAUUGAUUUGUAUUUUAUGUUUUUUUUUGUAAAUACUGGCUCAUUGGAGGUUUACUUAUUUGGUUGUACUUCACAUCAUUGAUGAACAUUAAUAUAAUAUACAUAUAUUUUUUUAAAGUGAAAUAAAGAAAACCAAUUCAUCUUU
This is a messenger RNA of Cryptomeria japonica (Japanese cedar), 3444 nucleotides long. RefSeq names its product ribonuclease II, chloroplastic/mitochondrial. Gene Ontology annotation, molecular function: 3'-5'-RNA exonuclease activity; RNA binding. Gene Ontology annotation, cellular component: exosome (RNase complex); P-body. The coding region runs from base 108 to 2579 and encodes 823 amino acids. Gene Ontology annotation, biological process: mRNA catabolic process. NCBI's taxonomy places the organism in Eukaryota, Viridiplantae, Streptophyta, Pinopsida, Cupressales, Cupressaceae. The record is from RefSeq and is a predicted model, not a curated record. The transcript is spliced from 15 exons.